Malania oleifera is the source of this 3090-nucleotide messenger RNA. RefSeq names its product elongation factor 2. Gene Ontology annotation, molecular function: translation elongation factor activity; GTP binding; GTPase activity. The transcript is spliced from 4 exons. Gene Ontology annotation, cellular component: cytosol; ribonucleoprotein complex. The record is from RefSeq and is a predicted model, not a curated record. The coding region runs from base 235 to 2766 and encodes 843 amino acids. Gene Ontology annotation, biological process: translational elongation. Lineage: Eukaryota; Viridiplantae; Streptophyta; Magnoliopsida; Santalales; Ximeniaceae.
ACUUGAUGAUGAGCAGAACGAAGCGCACAAAGUUAACACGAAGGUCCGCUAGGGUUUGACAGCAUUCCCCUCUGGAGGGGUUCACACAUACUUAUAUCCUCUCUUCCUCUCCCUUCUCAGACUGCUUGCUGCUCCUAAGCCUCAGCAGCCUCUCUCUCUCUCUCUCGCCUUAUCGGUGCUUUUGACCUUUAGAAGAGAAAGUAUUUUUGUUUGCAGUUGCAAAGACUAGACAAGAUGGUGAAGUUUACAGCUGAGGAGCUCCGUCGGAUUAUGGACUAUAAGCAUAACAUUCGUAACAUGUCUGUUAUUGCUCAUGUCGAUCAUGGGAAAUCAACACUUACCGAUUCCCUUGUUGCUGCUGCGGGUAUCAUUGCUCAAGAAGUUGCAGGUGAUGUCCGGAUGACAGAUACCCGCCAGGAUGAAGCAGAGCGCGGUAUCACAAUUAAAUCUACUGGUAUUUCUCUCUACUAUGAGAUGAGUGAUGAGUCACUGAAGAGCUACAAGGGAGAGCGACAAGGAAAUGAGUAUCUUAUCAAUCUUAUUGAUUCCCCCGGGCAUGUUGACUUUUCAUCUGAGGUCACUGCAGCACUUCGUAUUACUGAUGGUGCACUUGUGGUGGUAGAUUGUAUUGAAGGUGUUUGUGUCCAAACUGAAACUGUCCUCCGCCAGGCCCUUGGAGAAAGGAUACGGCCUGUCUUAACUGUUAAUAAGAUGGACAGAUGUUUCCUUGAGCUUCAGGUUGACGGGGAGGAGGCUUACCAAACAUUCCAAAGAGUAAUUGAGAAUGCAAAUGUCAUUAUGGCGACAUAUGAGGAUCCCCUUCUAGGUGAUGUGCAGGUGUACCCUGAGAAAGGAACUGUUGCCUUUUCUGCUGGUUUGCAUGGUUGGGCUUUUACUCUGACCAACUUUGCAAAGAUGUAUGCCUCAAAGUUUAAGGUGGAUGAGGCAAAAAUGAUGGAAAGGCUGUGGGGCGAGAAUUUCUUUGACCCUGCUACCAAAAAAUGGACUAGCAAGAAUACUGGUUCCCCUACCUGCAAGCGUGGUUUUGUUCAGUUCUGUUACGAACCCAUUAAGCAGAUCAUCAACACUUGCAUGAAUGAUCAGAAGGACAAGUUGUGGCCUAUGCUGCAGAAGCUUGGUGUGGUCAUGAAGGCUGAAGAGAAGGAGUUGAUGGGGAAAGCGCUGAUGAAGCGUGUCAUGCAGACUUGGCUUCCUGCUAGCUCUGCUCUCCUGGAAAUGAUGGUUUUUCACCUCCCUUCACCUGCCACGGCACAGAAGUACCGUGUUGAGAACUUGUACGAGGGACCUCUUGAUGAUCAAUAUGCCAAUGCUGUUAGAAACUGUGAUCCUGAUGGCCCUCUUAUGCUCUAUGUUUCAAAGAUGAUUCCUGCAUCCGAUAAAGGUCGAUUCUUUGCUUUUGGUCGUGUUUUCUCUGGGAGGGUGUCAACAGGUUUGAAAGUCAGAAUCAUGGGUCCAAAUUAUGUUCCUGGGGAGAAGAAAGACUUGUACGUGAAGAGUGUUCAGAGAACUGUUAUUUGGAUGGGAAAGAAGCAGGAAACAGUUGAGGAUGUUCCCUGUGGUAACACAGUUGCCAUGGUUGGUUUGGAUCAAUACAUCACUAAGAAUGCAACCUUGACAAAUGAGAAGGAAGUUGAUGCCCAUCCGAUCCGAGCCAUGAAGUUCUCUGUCUCGCCUGUCGUCCGUGUGGCUGUGCAGUGCAAAGUGGCAUCUGACCUUCCCAAACUUGUUGAAGGUCUGAAGCGGUUGGCAAAGUCCGAUCCUAUGGUGGUUUGUACUAUUGAGGAGUCUGGGGAGCACAUUAUUGCUGGUGCUGGAGAACUCCACCUUGAAAUCUGUUUGAAGGAUUUGCAGGACGAUUUCAUGGGUGGAGCUGAGAUUGUAAAAUCAGACCCUGUAGUGUCAUUUCGGGAGACUGUUCUUGAGAAGUCAUGCCGAACCGUGAUGAGCAAGUCUCCCAACAAGCACAACCGUUUAUAUAUGGAAGCCAGACCGCUGGAAGAAGGGCUUGCUGAGGCUAUUGAUGAUGGCCGUAUUGGUCCAAGGGAUGAUCCUAAAGUUCGUUCCAAGAUCUUGGCUGAGGAGUUUGGCUGGGACAAGGAUCUUGCAAAGAAGAUCUGGUGUUUUGGUCCAGAAACCACCGGCCCUAACAUGGUUGUUGAUAUGUGUAAGGGUGUUCAGUAUCUUAAUGAAAUCAAGGAUUCUGUUGUUGCUGGGUUCCAGUGGGCGUCAAAGGAAGGUGCAUUGGCUGAAGAAAAUAUGAGGGGUAUAUGCUUUGAAGUGUGUGAUGUUGUUCUCCAUGCUGAUGCCAUUCACAGAGGUGGCGGUCAGGUCAUUCCUACUGCUAGGCGGGUUAUUUAUGCUUCCCAAUUGACGGCCAAGCCACGGCUCUUGGAGCCUGUGUACUUGGUGGAGAUUCAAGCACCAGAGCAGGCCCUUGGUGGCAUCUACAGCGUCCUGAAUCAGAAACGUGGGCAUGUAUUUGAGGAGUUACAAAGGCCUGGAACCCCGCUGUACAACAUAAAGGCAUAUCUUCCUGUGGUUGAGUCGUUUGGAUUCUCAAGCACAUUGAGAGCUGCAACCUCUGGGCAGGCUUUUCCGCAGUGUGUGUUUGAUCACUGGGAUAUGAUGGCUUCUGAUCCGUUGGAGGCUGGUUCACAGGCUGCAACUUUAGUCUCGGCCAUCCGCAAGAGGAAGGGAUUGAAGGAGCAGAUGACUCCUCUCUCUGAUUUCGAAGACAAGCUAUAAAUUGUCAGCUCAUUGUCAUCUAAAUCACAGUAAGGUAAUAUCGUCGAGCGACAUUAAAUGUCGCUUCGCAUCUAUUUUUGUGAUUGUUCCCGUGAAGUAUUAUUUGUUAUCUAUUGGCAGUUGAGCCCUUUUAUUUUUCUUGUCGUGUUCUAAUUUAGAUAUGGCUUUGUAAGGAUAGAGAUGUUUUAUUUUCUUUUACAUGAUCGUUUCUUGAGUUGUUCCAAACUUGUCUUGUUCGGAGAAACAAUGAGACUGUUUGAUCUUUGAAUAGGUGCAAGUUUUUAAGAUUAAAUUUAAUUAUAUUGUUGUGGAUGUUACUCUGCA